UGCGAGGGGGAAUCGGGGGGGUCUUUCGGAUGUAGCACGGAAACAGCCCUCACACGCGCUCAUUCGUUCCCCCCAGUCAGCCGACCAGCCUGCCACACAGCGAGCCAGACAAAGAGGAGCAGCAUCCUGCCAGAGGACCGCACGCUCCCCGGGGGAUGGGGCAUCAUACCCCUGCAUCGCGUUGGGGGUGUCAGAGGAGGCACAGGAGAGCCAUUCAGAGGAGUCGGGGAUCAAAGGUGAGAAGAGCAGAGGGCACCAUGGAGAGUGAACCUGGGGCCCCUGCCUCUACCGCUGGCGGUACUGGGACCAUUUCCACAACCAGCAGCUCCUCCUCCACCGCCACCAGCAGCACCAGCGCCCCCGCCACGACCAGCAGCCCCUCCAGUGCCUCGGCUGCCAGCACUAGUGCUUCUAACACCACUACCACUGCUUCUACCACUCCAGGCAGCGUUAGUGGUAGUACCAGCAGUAGUAGCGUUCCAAGCAGUAGUGCCAGCGGCAGCACCAUAGCAGGAAGACAAGCAGUGCAGCAGAUAUCCAUCUAUAGCGGGAUACCCGACCGACAAACGGUGCAGGUUUUUCAGCAGGCGUUACACAGACAGCCGAACACGGCAGCACAGUACCUGCAGCAGAUGUACGCCGCCCAGCAGCAGCACCUGAUGUUGCAAACGGCAGCCCUCCAGCAGCACAGCCUCAGCACCGCUCAGCUGCAGAGCUUGGCGGCUGUACAGCAGGCCAGCAUUGCAGCCGGCAGGCAGAACUCCUCACAGAAUGGCACUUCAUCUCAGCAGGCUGGGUCUACUCAAGCUACAAUCAACCUGACCACAUCCCCAGCUGCCGCCCAGUUGAUCAGCCGGGCCCAGAACAUGAGCUCCCCCCCCACCAGUAUUUCCCAGCAAGCGGUUCUGCUCAGCAGCCAGUCCAGCCCGACUCUAACACCCAGCCAGGCCCAGCUGUACCUGCGGCACAAGAUGGCUCAGCAGAAUAACCUGGUGCAGGUGGCCAGGAGUCUGGGUCGGGCCGUCCCUCUGCCCCCGCAGCUCAUCUUCACCCCCGCUGCUACAGUCACGGCCGUCCAGUCUGAGAGUGCCACACAACCCUCCGCACAGAACCAGGUUCAGAAUUUGGCUAUUCGCGGCCAGCAGGGGGCGACCACCUCCUCCUCUCAGACUCAGACCCUUCCUCUCAGCCUGAAGCAGAGCCCGGUGCCCAUUCAGCCCGCUUCACUCGUCAAGAAUCCCAGUCAGGGGACCCAGACCUCAUCAGGUGGGAAGUCCGCUUCCUCUGACGGCCCGUCAGACGGAGGAAAGAAAGGAGACGGUCCGGCGGUCACAGAGGUUCGAGCUAUAAACAUGAGCCGUAACAUCACAGCAGUGAGUGCUCAGCCUCUUAUUGCACCAGCCUACACCCAGAUCCAGCCUCAUUCGCUGGUCCAGCAGCACAAACAGCAGCAGCAGCAGCAGUUCGUGGUCCAGCAGAGCCACGGCUCCCAAAGGCCGACGGGCCAGCUGCUGCAGACCGCCUCCGUUCAGCCGUCGCAGGCCCCCGUGCCCGUCCUGCCCAAACCUGCGCCUCACCAGCCCUCCACUCCCAGCCAGCAGGCCACCAUCUUCCACUCCACCCUCAGCCCCCAUGCUCUUCACUCCUCCCUCAACCAAACCAAAGCCCAGCCGGUCCAGCUCACUGCCAUCAACCUGCAGAUACAGCCGGCCACCCCACGACCUGUUCAGGACAUUAAAGAUAAGCCGACCUCGUUAGUAGUUAGAGAAACAAGUCAGACCCCGUCUACUCAACAACAGCAGCAGCAGCAGCAGCCGCCGCAGCAACGACCCGCAUCUUCUCCAUCGCAGCCCUUCAAGCCUGGAGAGCAGCCCAAAAGCAACGCCGCCACCCCGCCUGUUCCAGCACAAGGAGGGGGAUCAGCCAAGAGGCCGAGCGCGACGACGCCCGGGACCCCACCUCCAGCCAUGACCUCUGGAAACGAGAACGAGGCGCCCACCGUGACGGGCAGCGCGCCGCAAAACGGGGAGAACAAGCCGCCGCAGGCCAUAGUCAAGCCCCAGGUCCUCACGCAUGUCAUCGAAGGCUUCGUCAUCCAGGAGGGAGCCGAGCCGUUCCCCGUGUGUGUGGAGCGUCUGCCGAUUCUCAUCGACAGCCCAAAGAAGCUGGAUCAUCAGCUGUCUUCAGACCCCGACAAAACUCCCGUCAGCAACGCGGGGAACACCGACUCUGAGCCCGAGGACAUGAACCAACCAGAAAAAGAAGAACCCAAGCUGACCUGCGAGUUCUGCGGCUGGGUGGACUUUGCCUACACCUUCAAGGGAUCAAAGAGGUUCUGCUCAGUGGCCUGUGCAAAAAGGUACAACGUGGGCUGCACGAAACGGGUUGGACUUUUCCGUCCAGAGAAGAACAAAACGACAAACCGCUGGCGUAAAAGGUCUCACGGCCGCUCCAGUAUAGAAGCUAAGCAGCAGAAAAUGUCCCCGUCACCACAGCAGACUCAGGGAGGCUCUAUAUCCUCGCCGCAUGCCUCUCAGCCCAGUCAGGAGGAGUCCAGCCCGUGUUCAGACAUGUCCAGCUACGAAGAGCCGCCGUCGCCCAUAUCCGCGGCCAGCUCUGGGCCCCGCGCUCCGGCCUCCGCCCAGGUCCCCGUCCACCGGCAACCAAGCAGGUCCUCGGAGCCAGAGGGCUGCCCCGGCAGAGACGCACCCUCACUCAGCGAGCGUUUCCUCCCCAGCGACCCCACCAAGUGGAACGUAGAGGAGGUUUACGAGUUCAUCCGCUCUCUGCCAGGUUGUCAGGAGAUCGCCGACGAGUUUCGCUCUCAGGAGAUCGACGGACAGGCGUUGCUCCUGUUGAAGGAGGACCACCUGAUGAGCACUAUGAACAUUAAGCUGGGACCUGCACUCAAAAUCUUUGCACGCAUCAACAUGCUCAAAGACUCAUAGCAGACAUUGUGUGUGAAUUCAGCUCAUAGCACUAUAGCAGCACAGAGCACUGACUGCACUGUGACGCAGCCUUCUCAGCACUACUGGACUGCUUCCUCCAGCUACAGAAGGGAAAAAAAAAAAACCCUGAUCUGCAUUUUUAUCACCAGUCCUGAUGGAACAACAUGAUGGUUAUUUCUCCGUGUUUUCGCAGGUGUCAGUACUGAAAGAAAGGGCAAAGAUCUGCCACACUGGGUCAUUUUGCGCUCAUAUUUUGAAAGAUGUUGUGGUUAAUGGUCAUGUUGUGCUCCCCCCCCCCCCCCCCCCCCCCCC
Fundulus heteroclitus (mummichog) is the source of this 3260-nucleotide messenger RNA. It is a transcript of the gene phc2b, whose product is annotated as polyhomeotic homolog 2b (Drosophila). Lineage: Eukaryota; Metazoa; Chordata; Actinopteri; Cyprinodontiformes; Fundulidae. The transcript is spliced from 15 exons. Gene Ontology annotation, molecular function: protein binding; zinc ion binding. The record is from RefSeq and is a predicted model, not a curated record. Gene Ontology annotation, cellular component: nucleus; PRC1 complex. The coding region runs from base 156 to 2948 and encodes 930 amino acids.